GUCAGAGGUCGUAUGCUGAGUACCACCACAGCUAUAAUCCACUGGGACGGACCUGAGGAGGCUAACGGGCAGGUGGUGGGGUACAGAGUCUACUAUACAGACGAUAACACACUGCAAGUCAACCAGUGGGAGAAGCUGAUGGUCCGUGGUGCUAAUUUCAUCACCAUCCAGAGUCUGACCCCCAAUAAGACCUAUUACAUCAGAGUCCUGGCCUUUACCUCUGUAGGAGACGGACCUCUCUCCCAGGACCUGCAGAUCAUAGCCAAGACUGGAGUUCCGUCUCAGCCGUCAGACUUUAAAGGAGAGGCCAAGUCAGAGACCAGUAUAUUGCUGUCCUGGGUAGCUCCUCCACAGAGUGGGCCUGAAAACCUGAUCACUGGAUAUGAACUGGUCUACAGGAGGUCUGAUGACAACGAAGAGAAGAAGCUGAAUUUUGACCCCACCUCCUCCUACCUUAUGAAGAAUUUGAAGCCGUUCUCCUCCUACACCUUCCAACUGGCAGCACGUAGCAAACACGGCAUCGGAGCGUAUACCAACGAGGUUACCAUAGAUACACCACAGACACAACCCUCGGCCCCUCCCCAGGAGGUCACAUGCUCCAGCCCCAGCUCCACCAGCAUCCUGGUAAGUUGGGCUCCGCCCCUGGCGGAAUUCCAGAACGGAAUCAUAACGGGAUAUUCCAUCCAGUAUUCUGUCACGGAAGGGGACAACAGGACUUCCCAGCGAGUCAGCGACAUUCCACCGGAAAGCUCUCAGUACCUUCUGGAAAACCUGGAGAAAUGGACGGAGUAUGGAAUCACGGUCCGAGCGCUAACGGAAGCCGGAGAAGGACCAGAGAGUCUACAACUACUAGUACGCACCGAGGAAGAUGUUCCCAGUGGUCCUCCGCGCGACGUGGAGACGGAGGCGCUGAACUCGUCGGCGGUCAGGGUGGUGUGGCGGGCACCGGCGGUGGAGCGGCAACAUGGUCAGGUCAGAGGUUACCAGGUCCACUACGUCAAGAUGAACUAUGGAGAGCCCACUGGACCCAACCUCAUCAAGGAUAUACUCAUAGACGACUCACAGUGGGAAUACAAUGAAUCAACAGAAUAUGAGGUGGUUCUAGGGGAACUCCAGGCUGAUACUGCCUACUCUGUGUCUGUGGGGGCGUACACCGCCAAGGGAGACGGGGCACGGAGCAAACCCCAAACUCUCUGCACUACCCUCGCAC
This is a messenger RNA of Coregonus clupeaformis (lake whitefish), 1210 nucleotides long. Its product is annotated as receptor-type tyrosine-protein phosphatase delta-like. Gene Ontology annotation, biological process: cell-cell adhesion. The record is from RefSeq and is a predicted model, not a curated record. Gene Ontology annotation, molecular function: protein binding. The annotation marks the transcript as partial. NCBI's taxonomy places the organism in Eukaryota, Metazoa, Chordata, Actinopteri, Salmoniformes, Salmonidae. The transcript has 8 exons.